GAGUGUCAGCCAGAGAGCGCCAGCCAGAGAGUGCGAGAGAACGAGAGCGCAAGCGAGAGAGCGAGCCAGAGAGAGAAAGCGCCAGAGCGCCAAAGAGAGCAAGAGCGCCAGAGAGAGAGCGCCAGCCAGAGAGAGAGCCAGCCAGAGAGAGAGCCAGAGAGAGAGAGCGCCAGACAGAGAGAGAGAGCGCCAGAGAGAGAGAGAGAGCGCCAGAGAGAGAGAGAGAGAGAGCGCCCGAGAGAGAGCGCCAGAGAGAGGGAGACAGAGCGCCAGAGAGAGGGAGACAGAGCGCCAGAGAGAGGGAGACAGAGCGCCAGAGAGAGGGAGACAGAGCGCCAGAGAGAGGGAGAGAGAGAGAGAGAGCGCCAGAGCGAGAGAGACAGAGCGAGAGAGACAGAGUGCCUGAGUGAGAGCACCAGCCAGAGAGCCAGCGCGCCAGCCAGAGAGCCAGAGCGCCAGCCAGAGUGCCAGCCAGAGAACCAGCCAGAGAACCAGCCAGUGAACCAGCCAGAGAGCCAGCCAGAGAGCCAGAGCACCAGCCAGAGAACCUGAGCGAGAGCGCCAGCCAGAGAGCCAGAGCGCCGGCCAGAGACCCUGAGCGAGAGCCAGAGCGCCAGCCAGAGAGCCAGAGCGCCAGCUAGAG
Molecule: messenger RNA, 643 nt
Organism: Oncorhynchus nerka (sockeye salmon)
Lineage: Eukaryota; Metazoa; Chordata; Actinopteri; Salmoniformes; Salmonidae
Product: zinc finger CCCH domain-containing protein 13-like
Exons: 2
Source: RefSeq, a predicted model, not a curated record